Struthio camelus australis is the source of this 3765-nucleotide messenger RNA. Lineage: Eukaryota; Metazoa; Chordata; Aves; Struthioniformes; Struthionidae. The record is from RefSeq and is a predicted model, not a curated record.
GAUGCCUUCGCUCAGGGGCAGAGCCGCCUCACAUCCCGCUCCAUCUUGAAGGUUUAGGUAUAAUAAGCUUAAAGCCGUUGUGCGCAUCAGCGGGCGCUGCCGUAAGAAGGGUUUAACGUGCUUUUAUGUACGCUGAUCCAGUGGCCUGGUUCAAAAUUACCUGAACGUCUCCGCGUAGGCACGCCUUGGAAAAACGAGGGGAAAACAGACAGAUGCUUGUGAAUGCCCCAUGGCGGCAGCUACCUCUGUUCAUUCAUUUAUUCCCCACUGUAACUUGGAAGCAUUCUUUAGGUCAGUUCAUCUUCUGGGACCCCUCUCUGCCUUCUGGUUAAGGAAUCCAUGCACACAUACAGGAUGACUCAUCAGUGGGAUGGAUGUUCAGACACAGAAAGGUGCUGGUAACUUGACAGGAACUUCCACAUUCUUUGGAGAAUUCUGCAAUAUAGAAUAUUAAAUAGACAGAACAUUCCGAAGUUGUCUGUUCUAACAGGAUAUAGCAGCAAGGACAAGAUAUGGCCGCUUUAAUCAACAACAGCCUAGGUACUAUAUACACCGUGUAUAUCUUGUCACGUCUCCUGAUGCUUCUGAAAUGGAUAUGCUACAUCUUGUCUACAGCCUGGUCUGCAGGAGACCUUCUGUACUAAUAACUGACAGGCAACUGCAUGGUUUGAAUACACUGGAUCGCUCCAGUACCUGAGGCUGAUUACAUUCAUGAUGAAGAGAGCUAGGCAGAAGGUUCUGGUAGAAAAUGAAGCUGCUCAAGCAUCACAGCAAAACAAGAAACAGAGGACUUGUUUCCGUGGAUCACCAUUUGGUGACUCCAACUUGCAUGCCUCGGAUUGGGGAAGCCUUCCGCACCAUGUUAUUCUCCGUAUUUUUCAGUUUCUACCGUUAGUAGAUCGAGCUAAGGCAUCUUCUGUUUGUCGAAGGUGGAAUGAAAUUUUUCAUGUCCCAGAUCUCUGGAGGAAGUUUGAAUUUGAACUUAACCAGCCAGCUACUUCUUACUUAAAGUCUACUCAUCCUGAUCUCAUUCAGCAGAUUAUCAAGAGGCAUGCUGAUCAUCUGCAGUACGUCAGCUUCAAGGUUGAUAGUAGUACUGAGUCAGCAGAAGCAGCCUGUGACAUUCUUUCUCAGUUGGUGAACUGUUCUAUCAAGACACUGGGUUUGAUUUCUACAGCUAAACCAAGCUUCAUGAAUGUCUCUAAGGCUCAUUUUACUUCAGCACUGACGGUAGUUUUUGUAAACUCCAAGUCAUUAUCAUCAAUCAAGAUAGAUGACACACCAGUUGAUGAUCCUUCCUUGAAGGUUCUUGUUGCUAACAAUAGUGAUACUCUAAAACUACUAAAAAUGAGCAGUUGUCCUCAUGUAUCACCUGCAGGAAUUCUUUGCGUCGCUGACCAGUGUCAUGGACUUAAGGAGCUGGCUUUGAACUACUACAUUUUAAGUGAUGAACUGCUGCUGGCUCUUUCGAGUGAAAAACAUGUUGAUCUUGAACACCUGCGGAUAGAUGUUGUGAGUGAAAAUCCUGGACAAGUUGAAUUUCAUACUAUUAAAAAGCAAAGCUGGGAUGCUUUUGUUAAACACUCCCCCAAAGUCAACAUUGUGAUGUAUUUUUUCUUAUAUGAAGAAGAAUUCGAUGCUUUCUUCAGAGAGGAAACCCCUGUUACACACCUUUACUUUGGUCGUGCAGUAAGCAAAGCAAUGUUAGGUCGUAUUGGCCUGAAUUGCCCAAGGUUGAUUGAGCUGGUUGUGUGUGCUAAUGGACUUCAGCCUUUGGAUGACGAACUUAUUCGGAUUGCUGAGCGCUGCAAAAACUUAACAGCAAUGGGUCUUGGUGAAUGUGAAGUAACUUGUAGGGGUUUUAUUGAAUUUGUAAAGAUGUGUGGAGGCAGGCUCACCCAGCUUUCUAUAAUGGAGGAGGUAUUGAUUCCAGAUAACGAUUAUAACUUAGAUCAACUUCAUUCUGAAGUCUCCAAGCACCUUGGAAGAAUGUGGUUUCCUGAUAUGAUGCCAACAUGGUGAACUGUCUACAUCUGUGGAUAAACUUGUAGAAUCAGGGUGUUGCUCUCUAUGCAAAUAAGGAACUUGAAAAUGAAAUAUGAAAACUAUUUCCAGACUUCAGUUUCUCUUCCUUGAGAACCUCUAAUGAGGCAACAGCAAAUCAUUCAAGAAUGUUAAUGUUACAGUGAAAUAGAAAUUAAGUGUACUUAACAGUAGACACUCUUUUUGAAGUAUGUCCAUGGUUUAUAGGCACUCUUUAACUUCAGUUAAAUUAGGCCUCUCUGAUUUAGCUUCAGUUUAAUUGUUCCAUUCGAGUUAAACUUUUCUGUGUGUUUUUGCUUAGUCUUUCUGAUGUAGUCAGCCCUUGAGCAAAUCUUGCUUUAGGGGGAGCUGGAUAAAACUUGGGAGUUUGGGAUAACUGUAUUGUUUGCCAUGAUAUUUUAUGCUGCAGGCUUUCAAAGUAUUCUUGCUAAAGUAUAAAGAGUAACCUGGACUAGUGUAAGUAUUUUGAUUUAGCUUAAACCCACUUCAUGUCAGUACAUCAAAGUGGUGUGGUAAAUAAUAAGUUUAUGCCCGCCAAAAACUCUUCUGUUUUUAAAUUGCACUUUAAGUCAUUUUAUAAGAUUAGCUGAAUUUUAGAGACAGUGUUAUAGAGUAUGUGGUUUUUCUAUCUUAUGCACUUAAGUGGUUGGGAAAGAGACCUUGUUAAAAUUAAUUUUAAAGUUUGAAUCUAGGUGGAUUACUUAGCUCAAUGGCAAAGCACCCUAGAAACUGCCAGAAUGGAAGGAAUAGCUUUUGCAUUUGAGAGAGUUGAGAGAGUCUGUUAUGAAAACUUAUGUCCGAUUACUGUUCCAUGCUUCUAGUAUUAGGAGAUUAAAAGGAUUUCAUAAUAAUGGCCAGUUCGAAGGAAGGAUCGAAAGGAAAACAGUCGCCUUCAGUCGCUUCCUACCUGGAAUCAAGGGUUUAGAGCGCUUUCGAAGCUUUUUUGCCAUUUAGAGGCCUCAGUGAUCUGUAGUAACUUUGCCUGAGUUUGCCACAGUUCUCACAGAACUGUGCUGUAAGCCCAGAUUCAUAGAGCGUGUGUUGCUGGUUCCUGAAACUUGUGGUUCAGGAAGGAUUAUACGACUGUUUAGUACUUGUUGCUCUUAGUUGUUUUUUUGAGAUGGAAGAUUGUAUUUCUUGCUUGUGGGCAAUGGAAAGGGAGGGGGAGUUGAUGCAAACUAGAGUAUGUAUGUUUGUGAUGACACUUUGCACACUGUAAACUAAAAUGCAUUGUAUACAAAUAUUACUGUAAUUUUACUGCUGUAGUUGAUCUGUCUUCCCGUUUGUAAUGAGAUGUGUACAUUUGAUGAAUAGUGAUAUGUCACAUUAACUAUAAUGUCAGAUAGGUUUUUUGUACAGUUAAAUGUCUUUUCUACAAAAACAGCUGCUGUGUCUGCCAUUAUCGUGGACAGAAUGGUUCUAUGACUUGUUCACAACUAUAAGCUAGAGGAAUUUACCAAGAUGAUAAUGCACGCCUGAAUCAGUAAAGCGUUUUUGCCUGUUGCAAAACUAUGGGGGAGGGGGAUUGGGAGGCCAAAAAAAGGCAGCUGACUAGUUACUAGCACUUACUAGCCAAGCACUUGCUUCCAUAAUCAAGGGGGUUAUAAUUUACUUUUGAACACAAAACUGAAUUAUUUCCAGACAGUAUUUGGUUUAAGAUGCUCAUGCUUUACUUUACUUGUAAACUUAAUAAAGUGAUCCAUUGUCUACAUUGAUAUUAGA